UUAUGUAUGGGUGGGAGAAAUUUUUUCAGAUGACGGUAAAAAACUAACCGCUACAUAAGAGAACGGUACGUGUUUAUUCUCAUAAAUCUUUUCAUCAGACACAUAUUUAUUUAAUUAUUUAUGUUAGAAAAUAUAUAAAAAAACUCCGAACUGGCAAUGCUAGGAAUGCGGACUCCGGCAAAAUCGGGCGGCCUGUUGAGUAAGCUGCCGCCUGUUAUUUCUGGGCUUGUUUCUAACGCGGGAAUUUCGCACCUUAUGGGCGUUUUGGGCCGCGUAGGGCCCGAGCGAGAGAAUGCUACCGGCAGAUCCUCGGUUGGUUCUACCCAUCUGGGAAAUAUAUGGGCCCAGUAGAGCCUCCGCCUCUGACUUCUCGAAUCAUCGAGACAGGCCGGCGGGUUCGGCCGCCAUGGUGGGCACUGGGCAGCGUCGGCAACGGCCUGGCGGAGGUCGGGAACCCCGGCCACCCGGAGGAGCUGGAGCGGGCGGUGGCGUAGAGGAGGGAGAUUGCGCUGCGGCAGAGCGUGCACGCGUCCUGCUUCGCGGGUUGAAGGAGCCCGACGCCGACGAGCGGUAGGCGGCCAUGGCAGCCCUCCUCGCGCGGAUACGGCCGCCGCCUCGUCGAGCGCGUCAAGCACCUCCUCGCACUUCUCCACUUGGUGAUUGAUUCAUUCAGAGCAACUAUGGUGUCCACUCCAGGCAGUUCCAAGUGGGGGUGUUGAAUGUUUUUGCUCAUUUGUGGGACCUGGAAAAGGAUGACUAUUGGGAUACAUUACAAAAUGUGGAACCGAAGGAAAUUUGCUUGGGAUUCUUGUAGGGUUAGCACUUGCAAUGCGUACUGGAGGAAUCACUCUUCUUUGUGAAUCUAAUUUACAGCUAGAAACUGUUUUACAGAAGAGAAGUUUUACAUGACAGUAUUUUGUAUGCUUCCUGUUAAUCCCACCACUCACUAUUCAAAGCAGCAAGAAUGUACAGGAUGAUAUGUGUUAAAGUGGAUACUCUUCUCUCCGAAGGAAUAGAUUGUGCAGAUUUAGAAGAAAGCUGCUUGAGAACAGACUACAGAGACAAACCAGCCAUUAUUGAUGUCGACAUUGGGACAGCUGUCAAGGGAGUAGUUGAUGAUAUUGGUUUGAUUAUUAAAACACUUGAGGAAUCUAUAUUUCCUACAGCCGCCGAGGCGGAGGAAGAGGAAGAGGAGACCGCUGCCGCCAUCAAUCUCGAGGCCGAGGCGGAUGGGAUCUGCGGGGAGGGCAGCGGCGGCAUCGACAUCAACGAGGCGGUGGACCUCAGUGAACUGGGAUUCCGCGUCGACGAGAUAUGGGGGUCCUCCACGAUUUGCCGCGACCGAUCGAGGGGAGGAAGAAGAAAGGUUGUGCCUUUUGAUCAUAAUCUCGCUCUUAUUACUGCUGCUUACCCACUAACUGCUCAACAAGGUAGAUGGCUGGGAAAAUGGAGUCGUGGUACCGAAUCCACGUACUUUUGUUUAGCUUAGUUUUGUUUCUGAUGGAAAUGUGGGGUUUAGCGAUGCAAAGUUGCUAGAGUUUCUCUACAUGUGGCUCCUUUUUGUGUGAACUUGGUGUAAAGUGAGAUCGAUGCCUUCUGGUAUAGAGAAGUUUACUUUGUUUUGCAUCAAUCUGCAUGAAAAUUUGUUUUGUGUUCAUGCCCAGUUCUAUAUGAUGGUACUAUUAUCUUUAGGAUAUCCUCUUGAUCAUUGUUGGUUUUGUUGAAACGAAUCGUUCUUGCUUGUUCCUGCUUACAUUGCUUGUUUAUGGGCUUCUCAUGCCAGGUUCUGUGAAUUGAAGGCAAUCUUGGCUUUAUUCAAUGAUAAGGGAAAGGCCUGCUGCUAGAGUCCUACCUUAUUGCACUGAGUUUAGUCACAGUGAAGCGCUUCUGAUAUUUCACUAGAAUAUUUUCUUGUUUCCUUUUUCCCUUUCAGAUAAGUUGUAUUGUCAUUAGUUCUGCUUGAUUACAUUGUUCAUUUCCCAAUAGUUGUAGACUCCUCCUCCUUCUGAAUUCAAAUAUUAUGGAGGGGAAAUAUGCUGUCUUUUCCCUGUAGGUACUUUUAUUAACUCGAUUUGGCAGAAAACAACUCAGUUAUACUUUGUUAUGUUCGACGCCAAUGCUUAGCCUGAAUCUCCUUUUCUCAUGCUUUUUUAUGAGUGUUCAAUAUAUGCUCGAAUAAGGAUGUAAAUCUGAUUGUACGGCGGUGUAUUGCCUGACAUUUAGAAUUGCGCAUUUAAUG
Molecule: messenger RNA, 2239 nt
Organism: Phragmites australis (common reed)
Lineage: Eukaryota; Viridiplantae; Streptophyta; Magnoliopsida; Poales; Poaceae
Exons: 3
Coding region: 965-1489 (174 amino acids)
Source: RefSeq, a predicted model, not a curated record